AUGUCCUCAAAACUAAAGAAAUUUUCCGCCAAAACAAGAAGUCAGUUGAUCAACAAGUUUGUUUUAUAUACAAUCAUUCUGUGUGGUGAAAACACCUGCUUUGAAGCUAUAUUGGACAGAUGUUCACCCUCCAAUAACUGGCCAAUCACGUGGGAGAAAAUACAGGGAAAUAUAACAGAACAACUCGACACAAGUAAAAAGAAGUACAGGGGCAGUUCCAGUAGGUGUUUAGUGAUAACAGAGGUAUCAAAGGAGGACGAAGGGGAAUAUAGAGCCGUCAUCUCGAGAGAGAACAAUGGAACACACAUGAAAAUACCAAGCAAUUCCAAGCGAUUGACAGUUACUGGAGAUUGUCCAACUCUAGCAAUGCCCAAGGAAGUUGAAGUCCCUUAUGGUUCAGUAGCUGUGCUUCAACCUGUCAUAGAGGCAUGCCCACCCCCGGAGUCUAUAGAAUGGCAAAAGAGCAAAUGUAUGGAUCCAAACGCGGAAGAUUUCAAAAUAAUUGACUUAACAAAGCCGAAAUAUUUAGGGAGUACACUGGAUCAAACAAACUCAAAAUUAGUCAUAAAUGAUACAUCAUUUAAAGACGGUCUUUUUUAUCGACUUCUUGUAGAAAAUAUGGUUGGCAAAUCCACCUGCAGUACAUUUCUCAACGUUGUUGGAACUCCCCUUAAUGUGAUAAUGAAAGAUGACACUGAUUUUCUAGAGAGGAGAAUAACCCUGGUUUGCAAAAUUCUCUGUGAAAGCACGCAUCCAUUGACAGGAGUAGUGUGGACAAAAGACAGCAGUACGAUAGAUGUUUUAAGUUGUAAUGGAAAAUACAUAGGAGGUGGUAUUGAAAACCCAUCACUAACAAUCAACAACCUCAAUGCCUCUGACGCUGGUGUAUAUCAAUGCUGUGUCUCCAAAAUUGUUGAAUCAACGCACAGCGAACAAGUGAUUCUAGCUGUACCAAAUGUUAAACUCUUAAUGAGGGACAGAGACAUUGGAAAUAAAGUUCUGAAGGUGCAAGCAUCCAUCAAAUCCGUUCCGGAUGCCUUUAUGAUAGAGUGGAAAGUAAAGAUGACUCCGGGCGAUGAAUUCAGACCAAUUAAUAUACACGACGAAACCUACAUGGGGAGCACAAUUUCUCUUCCAAAUCCAUUGCUAAUUGUCAAUAAAUACAACACCAAGAAUUUGCAAUCAUAUAGAAUAGAAGUUACCAAUUUUCUUGGUGUUAGGAUUGUUACAAGUCAAGAGGCUCUGAAAGAAAAGCAAUUACCCAGAGAAAUUGGUAUGGACUGUUUGAACGGUAAGUGAAAUAAAUAGAAUAGAUUCGACAUUUUGUUCUUAGGUAUUGAUUUUAGCACAUAUGUAAGACAAAGAUUUAU
Molecule: messenger RNA, 1370 nt
Organism: Saccostrea cuccullata (small rock oyster)
Lineage: Eukaryota; Metazoa; Mollusca; Bivalvia; Ostreida; Ostreidae
Product: contactin-3-like
Exons: 6
Coding region: 1-1299 (432 amino acids)
Biological process (GO): homophilic cell-cell adhesion; dendrite self-avoidance; axon guidance
Cellular component (GO): axon; plasma membrane
Molecular function (GO): cell-cell adhesion mediator activity
Source: RefSeq, a predicted model, not a curated record